This is a messenger RNA of Microthlaspi erraticum, 468 nucleotides long. Lineage: Eukaryota; Viridiplantae; Streptophyta; Magnoliopsida; Brassicales; Brassicaceae. The record is from the annotation of a GenBank genome assembly.
AUGCCGGCCGAGAUAGCCAAGAAGUUGGGAUUGAUCAAUUCAAUUGUGAAAUCUCGAAUGGAUUUAAAGCUAGCUGAUUCAUCAUUGACCGAACCACUUGGAGAGGUUAAAGACAUUCAGCUUGAUUUUGGAGGCUGCAUAGUUCCAGCCAACUUCUAUGUAGUAACCAUGAAGGAUCCGGAGGACUUAAAGCUUUUGCUUGGAAGAUCAUUCCUAGCCACAGCUGGAGCGAUCAUGGAUUGGCCUAAUAGAAGAAUCUCUCUAGCCAAUGUUGACAAGGACACCUUCUACGAUGCUGCACCUCCCGGUUUCUCAUCCAAGCGAUUUCGCUACACAAGUGGAGGAGAGUGCUCACAAGUAAGAGGAGAGUCGCAUGGCUACUUGAUCAAGGAAGUUCUACAGGACAAGAUGCACUUGGAAUCAUCAGGCAACAGGAAGUUCUUGGAGCCACCAAUCCUACCUAACUAA